Messenger RNA from Copidosoma floridanum, 603 nucleotides. RefSeq lists its product as uncharacterized. NCBI's taxonomy places the organism in Eukaryota, Metazoa, Arthropoda, Insecta, Hymenoptera, Encyrtidae. The record is from RefSeq and is a predicted model, not a curated record.
ACCCUAGAGAAAUUAUAAAUAAAUUAAAAUCCUUUAGAAUGGCUGAAGCCAAUAUAACAGCCUCGUCAGUCAGAGCCAAACUAUAUCGUCUUAAAAUUACAACGAAAGAGAAAGUCAAUGACUUCAUUGACAGGUUUGAUCAUAUAGUAAGAGAGUAUGAAAACUCAGACGGUAUGGUACCUCUGACUGAGGAGGAAAAGAGGUCAGCCUUUUACCAAGCCGUGGCAGACAAAUUCUCAGAGCUACGUACAGCUAACAUGGUUAGGCGACAGACCACAAGUACUGAGAUGAGUCUUGAAGAAAUGAAGACAAGUCUAAUACAAUUGCAGGCAGAAAGAAAUCAAUCAGAGUCGAAUUCAGAGCAGGCCAGGGCCAACAUGGCUACAGGCAGUCAGAGAGUCAACGAUCAGGCGAAUAAGGACACUAAGUGUUUCCGAUGCAACAAACUCGGUCACAGACUCAUUAACUGUCCUCUAAGCCAGUAUGGACUCUGGUACUGCUUUUACUGCCAGGAUUUCGAGUACCACAAGGGAGAUGCAUGCCCAAACAGGAAUCAUCCUAAAGAUGGAUAUGUCAAACCAGGAAGACAAUGAUUCCAUUGAG